Messenger RNA from Gadus morhua (Atlantic cod), 3203 nucleotides. RefSeq names its product NLR family CARD domain-containing protein 3. Gene Ontology annotation, molecular function: protein binding. The record is from RefSeq and is a predicted model, not a curated record. The coding region runs from base 3 to 3188 and encodes 1061 amino acids. The transcript has 9 exons. NCBI's taxonomy places the organism in Eukaryota, Metazoa, Chordata, Actinopteri, Gadiformes, Gadidae.
CUAUGGAUCCUCCUGAACAGUUUAAAGAUGGAAAUCUAUCUAUUAAGAAGAGAAAAGUCCUGCAGCAGAGGGCAGACUCCCCUGGACCCAGCUGUGUCACCAUGAAGACUGACCGGUCUAUGAAUAGACCUCCUGAAUUUAAAGAUGGACGCCCCACCAGAAAGGAUAGACAACACCAGAAGAGGUCAAAGGUUACCAGUGCUCAGUCAGUACAGCAGCAAACAGAGCUGAUCAAGAGGGCUGAGGAGAAUGCACAUGCUUUUCUAGACAAGGAGAUGAAGAAGGUCUGGAGGGUUCUCUUCCCACAAUGCUCAGAGAGUCAGACGGAGGAGGAAGAGGAGGAGGUGGAUGGUAAGAAUGAGGAGCAGAGGAGGCGUGCCAAAGUGGGAGUGGCCGACAUCACAAAGCUCUGCCUGAUGGAGAUGAACCAGAAGGAACUGGCCGACACACUGCGGGGCGGCUCUACUGCUGUUCAGUGCACACGUAACAUCAAGUCUCAUCUGAAGAAGAAGUUCAGGUGCAUGUUUGAGGGAAUCGCUAAAGCAGGACAUUCAACACCUCUGAAUGACUUCUACACAGACCUCUUCAUCACAGAAGGAAGCAGUGGAGAGGUCAACAAGGAACAUGAGGUCAGACUGAUUGAAACAGCUUCCAGGAAACCAGCCAAGGAGGAAACACCAAUCAGAUGUGAAGACAUUUUUCAACCCUUACCUGACCAAUAUCAACCAAUCAGAACAAUAUUGACAACUGGAGUGGCCGGUAUUGGAAAAACCGUCUUAACACACAAAUUCACUCUGGACUGGGCUGAAGGUAAAACCAACCAAGACAUAAACAUCACAUUUCUCCUUACAUUUAGAGAGCUGAAUUUAAUGAAAGGGAAAGAGUUUAGCUUGGUGGAACUUCUUCAUUACUUCUUUAUUGAGACCAAAGAAGCAGGAAUUUGCAGAUUUGACCUCUUCCAAGUUGUCUUCAUCUUGGAUGGUCUGGAUGAGUGCAGACCUCCUCUGGACUUCCAGAACAACCCGAUCUGGACUGAUUUCACAGAGCCGACCUCGGUGGACGUGCUGCUGACAAACCUAAUCAGGGGAAACCUGCUUCCCUCCGCUCGCAUCUGGAUAACCACACGCCCUGCUGCAGCCAAUCAGAUCCCUGCUGACUGUGUUGAUAGGGUGACAGAGGUGAGAGGGUUCACUGACCCACAAAAGGAGGGGUACUUCAGGAAGAGAUUCAGAGAGGAGAAGCUGGCAAGCACAAUCUUCUCCCACAUCAAGACAUCACGAAGCCUCCAUAUCAUGUGUCACAUCCCAGUCUUCUGUUGGAUCACAGCUACAGUUCUGGAGGACUUCUUCAAAGCAUCCAAGAGAAGAGAGGAGAUGCCCAAGACCGUGACUCAGAUGUACAGUCACUUCCUGAGUGUUCAGUCCAUACAGGGGGACACGAAGUACCAUGGGAGGGCUGAAACAGAUCCAGACUGGAGUUCAGAGGGCAGGGAGAUCAUUGUUUCUCUGGGAAAAUUGGCUUUUAACCAGCUGGAGAAAGGCAACCUGAUCUUCUACGAGUCAGACCUGGCAGAGUGUGACAUUGAUAUCAGGGCAGCCUCUCACACAGGAGUGUUCACCCAGAUCUUUAAAGAGGAGUGUGGGCUGUACCAUGACAAGGUGUUCUGCUUUGUCCAUCUGAGCAUCCAGGAGUUUCUGGCUGCCCUCUAUGUCUUUCAGUUCUUUCUCAAAACUGGGGUCAAUCUUCUCUCCGAAGAACAACCAACCUGCAUGGAAGAUAUACUCAUUCUCUACCAGAGUGCCGUGGACAAGGCCUUACAGAGUGAGAAUGGACACCUGGACUUGUUCCUCCGCUUCCUCCUGGGCCUCUCGCUGGAGACCAAUCAGAUUCUCCUACGAGGUCUGCUGGGACAGACAGGAAGUAGCUCACAGACCAAUCAGAAUACAGUGUCUUACAUCAAGAAGAAGAUAAAUGGAGAUCUUUCUCUGGAGAGAAGUAUCAAUCUGAUCCACUGUCUGAAUGAGCUCAACGACCGUUCUCUAGUGGAGGAGAUCCAACAGCUCCUGACAUCAGGAAGUCUCUCUAGAGAAUCCCUCUCUCCUGCUCAGUGGUCAGCUCUGGUCUUCAUCUUACUGUCAUCAGAAGAGGAGCUGGAGGUGUUUGACCUGAAGAAAUACUCUGCUUCAGAGGAGGGUCUUCUGAGGCUGCUGCCAGUGGUUAAAGCCUCCAAAACAUCUCUGCUGAAUUGCUGUCAUCUGUCAGAGAGAUGCUGUGAAGCUCUUGCCUCAGUUCUCAGCUCCAACUCCUCUAGUCUGAGAGAGCUGGACCUGAGUACCAAUGAUCUGCAGGAUUCUGGAGUGAAGCUGCUCUCUGCUGGACUGGGGAGUCCACACUGUAGAUUGGAAACUCUCAGCUUGUCUGGCUGCCUGGUCACACAGGAAGGCUGUGCUUCUCUGGCCUCAGCUCUGAGCUCCAACCCCUCCCAUCUGAGAGAGCUGGACCUGAGCUACAAUCAUCCAGGAGACUCAGGAGCUAUGCUGCUCUCAGCUGGACUGGAGGAUCCACGCUGGAGACUGGAAACUCUCAGUGUGGAGCACGGUGGAGUGUGGAGACUGAAACCAGUUCUCAAGAAGUAUGCCUGUGAACUCACACUGGAUCCAGACACGGCCAACAGACAACUCUCUCUGUCUGAGGACAACAGGAAGGUGACAGAGGUUACAGAGGACCAGUCGUAUUCGGAUCACCCAGAGAGAUUUGUCUCCUCUCCCCAGGUGCUGGGUAGAGAGGCUCUGACUGGCCGCUGUUACUGGGAGGUAGAGUGGAAAGGACCUGUUCAGAUAGGAGUGACAUACAGAGGAAUCACAAGGAGGGGAGGGAAUGGUGGCAGCUGGCUUGGAUUGAACAACAAGUCCUGGUGUCUUCAUUGUCAUGAGGGUGGUUACUAUGCCCUGUACAACUGUCAAAGAACAAUCACGUGUCUCCCCCCCGCUGGCUCCACCAGAGUAGGAGUGUAUCUGGACCGGCCUACUGGCUCUCUGUCCUACUACAGAGUGUCCCCAGGUGGAGGAGGGUCCUCAGACACACUGACACACAUCCACACCUUCCAGUCCUCCUUCACCCAGGAGGACCUCCUCCCUGGGUUUGGGUUAUUGAGUUCUGGUGCCUCAGUGUCUCUGUGUCGGUUGUAGCAACACACAUACACA